Messenger RNA from Fomitiporia mediterranea MF3/22, 1176 nucleotides. Its product is annotated as Actin/actin-like protein. The record is from RefSeq and is a predicted model, not a curated record. Gene Ontology annotation, molecular function: actin filament binding. Lineage: Eukaryota; Fungi; Basidiomycota; Agaricomycetes; Hymenochaetales; Hymenochaetaceae. The transcript has 6 exons. Gene Ontology annotation, cellular component: Arp2/3 protein complex; actin cortical patch. Bases 1 to 1176 code for a protein of 391 amino acids. Gene Ontology annotation, biological process: Arp2/3 complex-mediated actin nucleation.
AUGGACUCGCAGCCACCGAUUGUAGUUGACAAUGGUACUGGGUUCGUCAAAGUAGGUUAUGCUGGAUCUAAUUUCCCGGAACAUGUCUUCCCAUCCAUUGUCGGCCGGCCGAUAUUGCGUGCGGAAGAACGCGUCGGUGAUGCAGUGAUCAAAGACAUUAUGGUUGGGGAUGAGGCAGCAGAAGCACGGACGUAUCUCCAAAUCUCACAGCCAAUGGAACAUGGUAUUAUACGAAACUGGGAAGAUAUGCGGCACUUAUGGGACUACACGUUCUCAACGAAACUGCGCGUCGACCCACGUGGACGUAAGAUAUUAUUGACGGAACCACCUAUGAAUCCAAAGGCGAACAGACAAAGGAUGUGCGAAGUUAUGUUCGACGAGUACGGCUUCGAGGGCGUUUACGUCGCAAUCCAGGCCGUACUCACGUUGUACGCGCAGGGUCUCACUACGGGUGUGGUCGUCGACUCCGGUGAUGGUGUUACGCAUGUCGUUCCUGUCUAUGAUGGCUUUGCGCUCCCGCAUCUGACACGACGUCUUGAUAUCGCUGGACGUGAUGUGACGAGAUAUCUUAUCAAGUUACUCCUCAUGCGUGGAUAUGCGUUCAACAGGACAGCUGAUUUCGAGACCGUACGGCAGAUCAAAGAGAAGUUCUGCUAUGUGAGCUAUGAUCUUGAUCUUGAUAUGCGGCUAGCAGAGGAGACCACGGUUCUGGUAGAAAAUUACACUUUACCAGAUGGGCGCCUAAUAAAAGUCGGACAAGAACGUUUUGAGGCACCUGAAUGCAUGUUCCAACCCCACCUUGUCGAUGUCGAGCAGCCGGGUGUUGCCGAAAUGCUCUUCCAGACAAUUCAGGCCGCGGCAGUUGAUGUACGCUCGGAGUUGUACAAACAUAUCGUACUGUCGGGUGGUUCAAGCAUGUAUCCAGGUCUACCCAGUAGGCUGGAAAAGGAGAUGAAGCAGCUCUACUUAACGCGUGUACUCGCGGGCGACCCAUCUAGGCUGAACAAAUUUAAGAUCCGAAUCGAAGAUCCCCCACGUCGGAAACACAUGGUCUUCCUUGGCGGUGCGGUCCUUGCAGAUAUCAUGAAAAAUCGCCAGGAGUUCUGGGUCACUCGUGAGGAAUGGGUUGAACAGGGUGCAAGGGCACUCGACAAGCUGCAGCGAGGCGAGAACUAG